Messenger RNA from Chaetomium strumarium, 1810 nucleotides. RefSeq lists its product as uncharacterized. The record is from RefSeq and is a predicted model, not a curated record. Bases 248 to 1483 code for a protein of 411 amino acids. Lineage: Eukaryota; Fungi; Ascomycota; Sordariomycetes; Sordariales; Chaetomiaceae. The transcript has a single exon.
CGUAUCGUCAUCAAGGCGUGAUAGAAGCUUCUUGCGGCCUUCUAUCGCCACCGGAACUGACUCGGGUCCAGGAGCAGCUAUUCUGAAAAUGUGGUAUAAAUGAUCACUCUGCAGCUCAGCUUCAGUCUUCAUCCAAUCAAUAGCCGCAAUCGCACAACAAUAGCCUAUUGCUAGUUCCCUAUUGUGACCUUCUGAGUUGUGGACUCCUAUUAUUACGGGCUCCUCAAUAGGCACUUCCCAAUACACAAUGGAACAAUGGAAAGGAGGUUUAUUUGGAGCGAGAGCAUCUACGCCACAGAGAAAACUACAAAAGGGCGUCACGAAGCAACGAAGCUGCCACCUCGGUAAACAAUUCCACGCAAGCAUAUCACGCCCGGUAACAAGAGCCGAUAUAAGCAAUACCCAAGACGACGAGUCGAAAUUCCUGACGCCCCGUCAACUAUCAUCAGCAUCUUUGGAUCCCAGUAAUCCUAGACCAGACUUGCCUUCACGAAGACACGGGCAGUUCUACGAACGCGAGACACCUUUCCCGCCCUUAGAACGACUCAGACAGCCAGCUCAGAUGUUCUCGGAACUCUCGCACCUCAUUCCCGGCAAACAGCUGCGGCGGCAUUCGUCGACCCAGAUCCGUCGCGCCCUCUCGAUUUCGAAAAUGAAGCCGCGCAGGAAGACACCAACGCUUUCCAUCGCCCCGGUGGAGGAUGCCCCGAAGCCCUGUCCCGGCCAUGACAGGACCAGGACAUCGAGCGUCGACCUAAUCGCGGAGCAGUACCGGACUCUACUGGAAGUUCGGCGCGACUCCACGUAUUCGGAUACCGAUUGUUCCCAGCACGACGACAGCCACAACUGCGAACUCCUCGCCACCACUACUGAACGGCGGCGCAGCUCGAGCUACUAUUCCCCAGAGGAAUCUCCCUUGGACCCUUCACUCGACUUCGCCGAGUGGCAGGAUAUAUCUCCACGAUCAGAAAACGACACGCUGGUCUCGUUCGACGACGAAGCCGUAUACUUCAAGCCCGUCUCCUUCUCUCCGGAGCUACCGUCCCAAUUUUCCCACCACCAUCCUUCUUUCCAGACGACGACAGAGAGAAGGCUUCCAUCACCAUCAUUAUCGUCGUCUUCUGCGUCUUCUGCGAACGACAGCAGCAACGUAAGCCUGCAGAUCUGUCUCGAUCUCCUCACGCGCGAGCUAUCAGCGGCAAUUGGAGGGAGCCGGCCGGCGAGCCACUCUUCCUCUUCUUCUUCUCCGGAGAGUGAGAGUAACAGCGGCAUGUCGGCGCUGCAGGUGUGGGCCAUGAUCGAGGCGUACGAGCGGUUGCGGGACCAACUGGUUGAGAUCGGUACCACUACUGCUACUACUGCUAGUCACGGCAGGAAGGAUGAUGAUGAGGAUGAGGAUGGGCGGCGGGCGAGGGAGAUGGAGCGCAUGUUUGAUAUGUGGCUACGGGCGUUGUACGCCAUCCACGACUCGCUGGCUCGCUAAAUUGGAGAGACGAGAGUAUGGGACUGCGGAUGGUGGGGUGCAUGUGCACUGGUGAUGAUUAUGUGGCAGGGGUUGGUUGGGAUUUCCAGGUUGGGAAGGAGUUGUGGGAUUAUUAGUGUAGAUUGUGGCGUUGGGUGUGUGCGAUACCAAGGUACCGAGUUUUGUUUCCAUCUCAAUAGACCGCUGCUUUAUCAACAGAUGAUCCUCUUCUAAGCUAAGCUGUUUGGCCUGUUUGAUCUGGCUGUAUGUGUUCAUCACGAUCGCCACGGCGUUCAAAUCAAAGGUGCUUCUUCCCGACCGCUAUUGAAGAGCGUCGAUAAGGUGAAG